AUUGACAAUCUUCCUAUAUGUAUUUUUUCAUUCAUUUUCGGGUGUGUAACAGUGCUGGUCAUAAUGGUGCAAUUUGUAGGGUUUCUAUUACUUACUUUUGGUGCUGCAUUUGCUAGCUAUUCGUCGUAUAAUAAUCAACGUGCUGAGGAGGAGAGUCAUUGGUCGUACGAUGAUCAAAAUGAUUGGCCUGAACUUUGUAACAGUGGAACCAGACAAUCUCCAAUCGACAUUCGAACACCUUCGAUAGAACAAUCGCAUUUUUCACCUUUUAUAUUCAGUGGGUAUUCCGAACGUUUUUUUGCUGAUGUAACUAAUACUGGCCAUACAGUAAGAAUAAACUUACGAAAUGACAGUAAAGUACCUACCGUAGAAGAAGGUGGGUUGCCAGGAACCUAUGCUUUAGAUUCUGUUCAUUUUCAUUGGAAUUCUGAACACACGAUAAACGGCCGUAGGUAUCCUGCCGAGCUUCAUGCAGUGCAUUAUGAUGUCAAGUAUGGAAAUGUGGAUAACGCAAUAACACAUGAAAAUGGUGUUGCAGUAUUUGCUAUUUUGUUCGAAAUUUCUUCGGAAGAUAAUGAGAACUUCAAUCCUAUAAUGCCGGUGAUCGACGAAGUAGAUGAUACUGUUGGAAUGACAGCACGAACUGACCAGCGAUUUUCUCCUAACAUAUUUUUUCCACGUGAUACUUCUGGGUAUUACCGCUAUAUUGGAUCAUUAACCACACCAGAUUGCAAUGAAGGUGUCAUUUGGACAAUAUUUAGAAAUGUAUUACGUAUCUCUGAAUCUCAGGUUUCGUAUUUCACAAACAUACAGUCAGAAACAGGCCUUCUAACAGAAAACUACAGAACUCUGCAAGCUGUCAAUAAUCGUCCGGUAUACGAAAAUAUUAGCCCACUUCCAAAAAUACAUCAAAGGCUGGUAUAUUAGCAUCCAUGAAGUUGUUGAUGCUAUUUUCAAUAUUAUAUUUACAUUUAAAAUAACAUCUGUUCUUGUGUAAAGUCCUUGCCAGUGCUAUAACAAUGUGCCCUUCUUUCAUUUUUAUUGGGGCAAUUUGUAAUCCAAACUGUAUAUACUUGUACUUUUGCUGUGCAGAUGUUUUAUACAAUUGACACUACCUCAGUUUUGUUAUCAGUAUUUUUAUAUCAGUUGUUCUUAAUUAAUCAGUUUAUAUGUAAAUAUGUAAGGUUAUUAUACA
Messenger RNA from Agrilus planipennis (emerald ash borer), 1195 nucleotides. RefSeq names its product carbonic anhydrase 2-like. The transcript is spliced from 8 exons. NCBI's taxonomy places the organism in Eukaryota, Metazoa, Arthropoda, Insecta, Coleoptera, Buprestidae. Gene Ontology annotation, cellular component: cytoplasm. The coding region runs from base 64 to 927 and encodes 287 amino acids. The record is from RefSeq and is a predicted model, not a curated record. Gene Ontology annotation, molecular function: zinc ion binding; carbonate dehydratase activity.